Messenger RNA from Orussus abietinus, 1800 nucleotides. RefSeq names its product RNA-binding protein cabeza. Lineage: Eukaryota; Metazoa; Arthropoda; Insecta; Hymenoptera; Orussidae. Gene Ontology annotation, biological process: regulation of DNA-templated transcription. The record is from RefSeq and is a predicted model, not a curated record. Gene Ontology annotation, cellular component: nucleus. The transcript is spliced from 8 exons. Gene Ontology annotation, molecular function: transcription coregulator activity; RNA binding. The coding region runs from base 186 to 1523 and encodes 445 amino acids.
GGCGCGUCGGUGACGUCCUCGGUGUUGCUGGUCGCAGAAGAGGCCGGCGCACAGCGAACCAACGCGAUCCCAGCGGGGUCGAGCGAGAAGCGUCCCAGUGCUUCCGAGUCGGUUUCCCGCCAUUACGAUCACUUGGCGGCUUCCUUUCCGGCAGAGGCCCGCGUGUUUUGCACACGUUAUUCAAGAUGACGGACAACCAGUAUUCCGGUUAUCAGCAGCAGGGGUACAAUCAGUACAGCCAGCCCCCGCCUGCUACCGGUGGACAGGAUACGUCCUACCCUCCACCCUCGACCGGUGGUGGAAGCUACAAUCGGUAUAGCCAACCGCCUCCGAGUGCCGGGAACUACGGUAGUUACAAUAAUUACAAUACCAGCAGCGGUGGAGGCACCGGAGGCAGUGGCGGCAACAGUGGCCAGGAUUACGGCCAGGGUCAAAAUCAGUCCAGCUACCAGGGUAGUUACGGCGGUAGCUCCGGCAACAGCGGAGGUGGGGGCUACGGAGGUGGUUACGGAGGCAGCGGAGGAGGUGGAUACAGUCGUGGCAGCGGAGGAGGAUACGGCGGUGGUCAAGGCGGAGGUGGCGGAGGAGGCGGUGGCGGCGGAGGAGGUAGAUACGGUAGCGAUCGCGGCGGAUUCGGCGACCGUUCCGGAGGCGGAGGUGGAGGCUACAACAGUGGCGGUGGCCGUGGUGGUUAUAACAAAGGGGGCUACGACCGUAACGGAGGCGGCGGCAGCGGCGGCGACGGGAUGGUCGUCCAGGAAGACACCAUCUUCGUCUCCGGGAUGGACCCUUCGAUAUCCGAGGAGGAGAUCUGCCAGCACUUCGGGGCCAUCGGCUUGAUCAAGAACGAUAAGCGCACCGGCAAGCCGAAGAUCUGGAUGUACAAGGACAAGAACACCGGGAAGCCGAAGGGCGAGGCGACGGUGACGUACGACGACCAGGACGCGGCGCGCUCCGCGAUCAGCUGGUUCGACGGGAAGGACUUCAAGGGGAGCACGAUCAAGGUGCAGAUCGCCCAGCACAAGAGCAGCUGGCAGGGCGGUCGAGGUGGGGGCGGGGGCCGAGGAGGAGGUCGCGGGGGCGGCAGAGGCGGAGGAGGCUUCUCCCGAGGUGGCGGAGGAGGAGGCGACAGGGACGACCACCGCGGGGGAGGCGGCGGCAGCGGCGACGACCGCGGGGGUCGCGGUGGCGAUUGGAGGUGCACCAACCCCGACUGCGGUAACACGAACUUCGCCUGGCGCGACCAGUGCAACCUCUGCAAGAGCUCCAAGCCCGAGGGCGCCGGUGGCGGCGGCGGGGGCGGCGGUGGUGGUGGAGGAGGAGGCAGGGGUCGAGGAGGCGGCGACCGCGGAGGUCGAGGCGGAGGAUUCCGCGGAGACCGGGGAGGCAGAGGAAGUGGAGGCGACCGAGGCAGAGGCGGAUUCCGCGGUGGCGACCGCGGGGGUCGCGGAGGACGCGGGGGACCCAUGCGAGGAGGCGGCGGCCGAGGGGACCGAGACAGGGAUCGCCAGCGUCCCUACUGAAGGAAAGAGGGACCCCUGACGAGUUGAACGGGGUGCGCGCAGCGGAGGAGGCCGCCGCCGUUCGACGCUCCCGACGGACUCGCACCUUUUAUAUGUACACAUACGCAACGACGCGACACCACCCCACCCGGAGAGAUACGCGUAACGUUCGCUUUCUCCUCUUCUCCCCGAGACCAUCCGAGGCACCUCGGCGACUUUCUUUUGUACUCGUUGACGGGGCCCGAGCCCGUCCGUGUAAAGUUAGAUUUUAAUAAAGGAUAAGGUCUUUAGUUCGUAA